Messenger RNA from Girardinichthys multiradiatus, 3928 nucleotides. RefSeq names its product somatostatin receptor type 2-like. Gene Ontology annotation, biological process: cellular response to glucocorticoid stimulus; cellular response to estradiol stimulus; neuropeptide signaling pathway. The record is from RefSeq and is a predicted model, not a curated record. NCBI's taxonomy places the organism in Eukaryota, Metazoa, Chordata, Actinopteri, Cyprinodontiformes, Goodeidae. Gene Ontology annotation, cellular component: neuron projection; membrane. The coding region runs from base 434 to 1546 and encodes 370 amino acids. Gene Ontology annotation, molecular function: somatostatin receptor activity; neuropeptide binding. The transcript is spliced from 2 exons.
ACCAUUAAUGGCCGCAAUCACUGUGAAUCUCCUGCCUGAUGCAAAAGUGGGCUAUCCGUUUACAAUAAAACCGCUCUCCUGUUUCAGAGGUUCAGGGGUAAGUCUCAACAGCACAGCCUCAGCGUUGCUCCUGUGCGUCCUCUAACAUCUCCGCGUCCUCCAGCUGGAGACAGUCGCGGAGCGCACCACGCCAGGAGCGCAUCGGAGCUUCGUCGUCUCAUUUUCGGCUCGAGCUUUUUGCGCAACUCAUUAUGGGAUUGCUGUCGAGAGAUAUGCCUUCUCGAAAUCAGUGAAACAGUUCUGAGGAAUACCUAAAUGUGAAGAUAUAUUGGAGAUAAUUAAGCUCUGAAAAAGUGGCGCACAUUUUCUGACCGGUGCAAUUAAACCCAGCUACAGGUGGGAUGCCAUAAUCAGCUUUAGACAGGGAGAGAUCAUGGAGCCCUGGAUGUUACCAUCGUCCCCUCCUAACGUAUCUGAGCACUUCAUGUAUGACAGCUUCAUGCAGGGGAAUGAGUCCAUUAUCAACGGGAGCUACACAGACCACAGCUUCAACAGGACCAGUACCGUGGUCAUCACCUGUCUGUACUUUCUGGUUUGCGCUGUGGGUCUUUGUGGGAACGCCCUCGUCAUCUACGUUAUUCUGCGCUACGCCAAGAUGAAGACAGUCACCAACAUCUACAUCCUCAACCUGGCAGUGGCAGAUGUGCUUUUUAUGCUCGGUCUGCCAUUCAUCGCUAUCCAGUUGGCACUGGUCCACUGGCCCUUUGGGCCUGUGCUCUGCAGGGUUGUUAUGACUGUCGAUUCCCUGAACCAGUUCACUUCCAUCUUUUGCCUGAUGGUAAUGAGCAUUGACCGCUACUUGGCAGUAGUUCAUCCUAUAAAGUCAACAAAGUGGCGCAAACCGCGUAUUGCCAAGACUAUAAAUUUAGCCGUGUGGGGAGUGUCGCUGCUGGUCAAUCUGCCUAUUGUUAUCUAUAGCGGUGUGAUUACAAAACACAAUGGCUGCUUCUGCACCAUUGUUUGGCCAGAACCUCAAGAGACCUACUACACAGUCUUCAUGUUCUACACCUUCAUUUUGGGCUUCUUCCUUCCUCUCAUGGUCAUCUGCCUCUGCUACCUGCUCAUCAUCAUCAAGGUGAAGUCUUCAGGCAUCCGAGUAGGCUCCUCCAAAAGGAAGCGAUCAGAACGGAAGGUAACCCGUAUGGUUUCCAUUGUUGUGGCGGUAUUCGUUUUCUGCUGGCUGCCUUUCUACGUUUUCAACGUAACCUCAGUGACGGGCAGCAUCAGCACCACCCCCAUUCUAAGGAGCACUUUUGCCUUUGUGGUGGUUCUAGGAUACGCCAACAGCUGUGCCAACCCUAUCCUCUACGCCUUCUUAUCGGAGAACUUCAAGAAGAGUUUCCAGAACGUUCUGUGCCUUAAGAAGGUAGGAGGGCUGGAUGAGGUUGAGCACAGUGACAGUCGGCAGGACAAAUCUCGCAUGAUGAAUGACCCAACAGAGACCCAGAGUACUUUGCUCAAUGGCGACCUGCAGACCAGCAUCUAAGAGGAAGCUGUAAUAGGCUUUACCAACCACCUAAAGGUCUCUCCAGAAAGGCCCCUAUAAUUAGGUUUCCUUAAAUUGAGAAAGAUCAGGCAGCAUAUUAGUUUGAAAUUCUCAUGUUUUUGUUAGGUUUCUCAGAGUGAUAGAAAACCAUGACAAAAAAAUCACAGGUUCAUACAAAUCUCCUCAAUAGGCUGUAAGAUAAAUGUGACUGACACCUCUAAAUACAUUAUGUAGUGGACCUGAGGGAACAUAAACAACAACACCCACUUGCAAAUGGUCCCCUGGGUGAUGUGGAUUUUCCCUGGAGACUUGGGAUUGUAUAUGUUGUUUACAACAGAGGACCUGUGUCAGGUUUCCCAGCGAUGUUUGAAACAGCACAGGGCUGUAAAGGAACAUGCAGUUGUUUGAGCUGCAGGUUAUGGUUAUCUGGGAAGUAAACAUUUCUGUAAAUAAUUAUGCAUAUAAUGGACACAAAGAUUGUAUAAAAAAAACUAUGACUAACAGUUGUCAUGCAGCUCUCAAUUCUAAACUUAGCAGUGUUCAAAUAUAAAAUAUCCAUCUGUAGCAGAAUGUAAUGAGCUUCAGUGCUCUUGUCUCUAUUUUCUUUUGAAAUGUUUUAUUUGUGGGAGCAGUUCACUUGUGAUUCAAUGUACUAAAUGUAAGUCUGUGUAAUAUUUUGUUCCAUGCAUUAUUGAGGCAAUAGCCUAAUAAAGCUGCAGUCCGACAACACACAGCACAGUGUUAAACAAGGAAAUGUUUCUGUGGGAUACUGUUUUGCAUCACUGCUUGUGUAUAAUUAAAUCUAUUACAGUACAGUUUAAUCAUGUAAAUUACGCCUUUUAAAAAAACGUUAGAUUAUGUGACUCUAAAUUAUUCAGCAUGAAUCCUGGGUUGUUUUGUGAGUUUGUUUGCGUUAUGUCAGCGCUUGAAACCUGUCCAGAUAAUGUUUAAUGAAUGAUGAUUGGACUUGUCUUUGCUGUGCACCCAUCUGCCAGAGCCUGCUUGAGCUUCAGAGAUUGCUGUGCAUUGUUUUUUUUUAUGUUUUUUCCACAAAGUUAAAACAAAAAAAGCCUCAUGUUUGUGAAAUACUUUGACUCACUUAAGAAAAAACAGACAUAUUACUUUUUGUGCCAUUUGAGAGGCUGCAACCACUAUCACCCUCAUUGGCACUGGGUGAGUGAGUAAUGUGAAUUUGUGAAGGGCUAGAACACUUAUCCUCAAGAGGCUGUAGUGUUCCUUUAUCAUCACCAUCUCAGUGCUGCUCCACAGCAGUUCACAAAUCACCCUUACAACCUGUCUGACUCAACAGCCAGAUUACUGUCUUUGCAAUGUAGGAUUUCCUGUUUAUACAUUAAAGCAACAGAAAAAGUUGAAAUAACCAUCAAAGAUUGUCACCUCAUACGUAUGGGUUGUGAUGUCAGUACCACACCUAUUUUGCAAUUAUGUGUUGCUAAUAUUGUGAUGAUAUUUGAAUAUAUGUGAAUAAUUUAUUUUCUGGAACACUGAAAAUGCAGUCACAGCCACAUUGCGACAUAAGCAUGACCUACUGUCACCAUUGUCCAAAAAAGUGAGCUGCUGGCUUGCUAGCUAGUAAGCUAAUUAGCAGAGUACACUAGGUGUCUUGAGUGGUGCUGGCAUCUUUAAUUGUAUGUUUUCAACCACCGUAGAGAGCAGAAGAAAUCACAUGAUGCAGUUAAAGUAGUAUACAGAUGCUAAACACUACAUCUAUUAAAGUAAGUCAUAAUGCAUUGUGGCCCGAAGCUAGCAUGGCACAACUAAAAUAAGCUGUUUUCAUUUGAACAUUUCAUUUUAAGUGUUUUAUUUUUCUUAGCCUAAGCAACAAAUUGUAAAUCAUAAUAAAAAUGUGUAAUAAACUCAUACUGUUAAUUAAAGCUGUAAAAAAUGUCAAAGAUUUGUUGUAAAUUACAGGGUAAAAAAUUAGACAUAUUUCAAGUAAGUGAUUGCUUUUUGUUGGCAAACAUGGAACACUUCUAAAAAAAGUCAUUAGGAAUGGAAAAAUUAAAAAUAUUAGCACUAAGUGUAGUCAAAGCUACUUGUGGACCAUACAGGUAAUGACAACGAUACUGGUGCGGUUGAGACACCAGGGCAGUAUUUCGGAGGAAGUGGGCCCUUGGGUUUAAGCUGUUUUUGGUUCCCUAACCACACAACUUUCUUUUACACGUGUAAAUUACAACAUUAGAGAACGGCUACACAGAAGAAGCUUCUUGAAAGUAUGACAUUUUCUAGAAAUGUCUUCAUUCAGUCAGUCAGUCAUUUUCUACCGCUUCUUCCAGUGUUAGUCGUGGGGAAGCUGGUUGUCUUCAUUCAUGCAAACAUAAAAAAGGCCCAAAAUAUUAGUUACUACAGGCCCUUCUCAAAAUA